Castor canadensis (American beaver) is the source of this 8266-nucleotide messenger RNA. The record is from RefSeq and is a predicted model, not a curated record. Lineage: Eukaryota; Metazoa; Chordata; Mammalia; Rodentia; Castoridae.
CCAGAGUUGGGGUGUGCGGGGUGCGCCAUGAGAGCAGGGGUCCAAGAACCGCCGGGCAGAGCGCAGGGUUGUGGCUGUGAGUCUUGGAGAUUGUGUCUCCUAACAUGGUGUUGGGGCAGGUAAACCGCUCCUGGGCACCACCGUUUGCUCUUUGGCACUUAAGUCCGGGUAAGGCCCUUACUGGGCCAUAAAGAUAGAAAGCCAAGAGGGGCGUUCAGUGUUGUGGGGCCGAAUUACAAGAUGUGGCCCUGUGCCUUUGAUGACAGAUGGGUAUUCUAAGCAGGGCACAAUACCCUGACAGCAGAGUUUGUUCAAUGUGGGGUUGUAUAUAUGUUUUCUACCAGCAUGUGUUUUCUUGCUCUUGUGUUGCGCAUGUGAACUGUUUAGGAGCUGUUGUUUUCUGCGUAGCUAGCGUGGUGUAUGUGUUGUGAAGGGCACCAGAAUGCAGGGUGUAUGUGCUCAUUUGGAAGUGGCAGUUGUGGACCUUUCAGUCAGAAGGGAUGUCUGGGUCCCAUUUCUGUAAUUCUGCUGAGGUGUGGUCCAGCUGUGGCUGAGGACAGGCUGGUGGAUGGGUUUGUGUGUCUGUGAUGAGUGAGUUGCACAGGGGCUGCAUUUGUGGAACUCAGAUCCCACUGAUCAUGAGAGUGAAAAACCCCAAGGUGUGCCUCUGGUGCCUGUGGGUCAGCUGGCACUGGUUGAGGAGCUCAGGGUGGGAUGUGCAAGUUGUGUUUAUGGGAUAAUGGGCAGCCAAGCAAGGGGAAGGUUGUGUGUUUGCAACGUUCUCCACGGGAUUCUUUUGUGACGUCGUUCAUGGGGGCCUGUCUGGGCUGUCCUUCAGGCUGGUAGGCAAGCUGGUCAGAAAACACUUGUGGGGAAGGGAGGUGGCAUGACAAGGGCAAUAUGGGCCUCAAACCAAGGAGGCCAGCCAUAAGCUGUGUGUGCGUUGCCUGCCUUCUGUGUGCUGAAGUGGUGGUGUGGGGCUGCCCAGGGGAUGUCAUGGGAAGGUGAGGAGAUAAAUAUGGAGCAGAGCAAGGACAGCAGACAGGAGGCAUGGGUGCUGUCGGGAUGGCGCAGCUCUUUUGCAGGGUCUGUGUGCUUGCCCCUCACCCAGUGUGUCAGGGUCACAGGGAGGAGAGUCUUGGUGCCUGCAAGGGAAGUGAGUUUAGACAGAAUGGCUCCUUGGCCAUGUUUAUGUAAAGGUCGGGUGUGACUUUUGUCACUAAAUUGAAAAAAAGAAAUGUGAAGUUUUCAGCCUCCUACUUCCGCAUGCCCUCUCCUCUCUUUGUCCCCUUGAGGGAUCUCUGAUGCACACUGGGCCCCACUCCCGUGACUGGAAGGGCCUCAGACAGAAUUUGCUCAGUAGGCAGAUUCCUCAGAACAGGUUUUCCUCACCUUUGGGGCCUGGGCCCUUCUGUGGGGGAGGGGGUGUGCACAUGCAUGCUCACUCCAAUUGCUCACAAAAUCAUGUACUACGUGGCCCAUGGAAGGGUGUACAUGUUCACUGUGCCUGUGGGAGGGGUACUAUGACUGGAUCCUCUGUGGCAGGAGGGAGCUGGCUGUGUGAGACCUGCACAGCAGGUGCAACACUGGAGCCCUACACUGGAAAUGAAGAGUUCUGGUGGCUGUGCAACUUGCUCUCUUUUUCUCAGUGCACCUCAGUUCCACAUCUGUAAAAUGGGGCUAACUGUCCUACUUACCUUCCAGCAGCACUCGGGAAACAGAUCUGAGGCAUAGUGACAGUUGGGGACUGUGCCUGUGCCAGCCUCUAUCAGCCCUCUGCCAGCACUGAGAAUCCCCUCUGACUUUGAUAAGAACAAUAGCUAUAAACACUGGGUUUGCACUGGCUGCAUACCAGGCACCAUUCCCAGUGCUUUUGGGUACCAUCAUGCAUCUAGACCUCAUAGCAGGUAAUUCAGAUUACCUUGUGUUUUCAGAGGUCUCAGAAGAAGAGUGAGACACAAGUUUCUUCAUUCCUGGUCUGCUGAUGUUUCCAGUGCCUGCAUGAGGCUAGAGCAAGCAGACUCAUAGUGUUAGUGAGUGGUCUUCAGUGGUUACCUGGCAUAAGAACCAGGAACCCUCUUUUAAGAUUUACUGGGCUGGGAAUUUGGGAAGAGGCCCUCUCCUAAUUUGAAUAGCUAGCAGUUUGGGUCAAUAAAAAGCUCAAUUUUGAUAUGUAAAUAAGCCCAUUGUGAUAAAAGACAACAUGCAAAUCUUUGAUUUCCUUUGAGCUCCAAAACUGAGCCAAAGGCAUUUAAGAGAGAUCUGUCAGGCUUUUCUGAACUGUGCUGCUGCGUUGUUUGGAGCUGAAUUGGGAAUAUGCAAAUUAUCUUGUUGCUGUACUUCUCUGGGUCCCACAGAACAAGGCUCUGCAAUAAUCUGUGUGACCUCUGAGGUCUGAUUGGAUGCAGCCAAACAAAUAACCUGACAGAGGCUUCUAGACGCGAUCAGGAUCUGCAGUGUAGCUCUAAUGUCCUCUCUGACCCUAACUGCUGCACCACUGUCCACUGCCUGGGGUCAUUUUUUUCCCAUUUCCAUCCUGAAGGACCCGUUCCUGUCUCUUCCUCUCGGUUCCCUUGACAUGGUUUCUGUUUCUCCACAGAAGGAGGAGGCUGGGCAGAAGGGACUCGCUGAGCCACCCCCGACUCCACUUCAUGUUGGCUGUGUUCUCAGGCUGGCGCCAUGCCACCUCCUGCAGAGGUGACGGAUCCGUCCCAUGCCCCAGCUGUCCUGCGUCAGCUCAAUGAGCAGCGGCUCCGAGGCCUCUUCUGUGACGUCACCCUUAUAGCUGGAGACACCAAGUUCCCUGCUCACCGCAGCGUCCUGGCUGCCUCUAGUCCUUUCUUCAGAGAGGCCCUGCUAGCUUCAGCCCCACUGCCCCUCCCACCAGUUACUGGGGGCUCAGCUCCCAAUCCUGCAACCACCACAGCUGCCUCCUCUUCCUCUUCCUCUUCCUCCUCCUCCUCCUCCUCCUCAUCCUCCUCCUCCCCUUCUUCCUCCUCCUCCUCCUCCUCCUCCUCGUCUCCCCCUCCAGCCUCUCCCCCUGCUUUAUCCCCACCCCGGGUCCUGGAGCUGCCAGGGGUCCCAGCAGCUGCCUUCUCUGAUGUCCUCAACUUCAUCUAUAGUGCCCGGCUUGCACUCCCUGGUGGUGGAGGUGAUGGGGCAGCUGUAGCAGAGAUUGGAGCUCUGGGACGGCGGCUGGGCAUCUCCCGCCUGCAGGGCCUAGGGGAGGAAGGUGAUGCCUGGGUACCUCCUGCCCCAGCUCCUGUGGCCACCUCCCAGCCUGAAGAAGACAGCUUUGGGCCUGCGCCGAGGCCAGAUGAAGAGUGGGAGGGUGACAAGGCUGGGCCCCAAGCCUCUGACUCACAGCCCCCCCUGUCCCGACGGCCCCUCCCCUGCCCUCGAUGUGGAAAGAGCUUCAUCCAUCCCAAGCGGCUGCAGACCCAUGAGGCCCAGUGUCGGCGGGGGGCCAGUACUCGGGGAUCUACAGGACUGGGAGCCCAGGGCCCUGGUCCUGGUGGUCCUGCAGGAGUGGAUGCCUCAGCCCUGCCCCCACCAGUGGGCUUCCGAGGUGGCCCUGAGCACUUGGUGAAGGUGGUGGGCGGCCAUGUGCUGUAUGUAUGUGCUGCCUGUGAGCGUUCCUACGUGACCCUGUCCAGCCUGAAGCGGCACAGCAAUGUACACUCAUGGCGGAGGAAGUACCCCUGUCGCUACUGUGAGAAGGUGUUUGCGCUGGCUGAGUACCGCACCAAGCAUGAGGUGUGGCACACUGGGGAGCGCAGGUAUCAGUGCAUCUUCUGCUGGGAAACCUUUGUCACCUAUUAUAACCUGAAGACCCACCAGCGAGCCUUCCAUGGCAUUAGCCCUGGCCUCCUAGCCAGUGAGAAGACACCCAAUGGAGGCUACAAGCCCAAGCUUAAUACCCUCAAGCUAUACCGCCUGCUCCCUAUGCGGGCAGCCAAGAGGCCCUACAAGACAUACAGCCAGGGAGCCGUCGAAGCCCCUCUUUCUCCAAGCCUCCACACAUCGGCCCCUGCGGCAGUGGCAGCCAGCCCCCCACCCAGGCCCCCACCUGCUCCAGAACCUGGCCCACCCCCCUCUGUCAUCACCUUUGCUCACCCAGCUCCCUCUGUCAUUGUCCAUGGGAGCAGUAGCAGUGGUGGAGCGGGGAGUGGGCCAGCCAGCACAGGAGGGUCCCAAGCAGCCUCCGUCAUCACUUAUACUGCUCCCCCGAGACCCCCCAAGAAACGGGAGUACCCACCUCCUCCCCCUGAACCUGCAGCAACACCCACCACCCCAGCUUCUACCACCAUCAGCCCAGCCACAGCCGCAGGGCCAGCCACGGCCACAGAGGAGGCCAAGGGCCGGAAUCCGAGGGCAGGGAGGACUCUGACUUAUACUGCCAAGCCUGUGGGUGGAAUUGGCGGGGGUGCGGGUCCCCCCACAGGGACAAGCCGGGGCUCUUCUCAGCUACAGGCUCCACCUCCACUGUGUCAGAUCACUGUGCGAAUUGGGGAGGAGGCCAUCGUCAAGCGCCGCAUCUCAGAAACCGACUUGCGUCCUGGGGAACUGAGUGGAGAGGAGGUGGAGGAGAGUGAGGAGGAAGAAGAAGAGGAGGAGGAAGAGGAGGAGGAAGAGGAAGAAGAGGAGGAAUCAAAGGCUGGUGGGGAGGAUCAGCUCUGGAGACCCUACUACUCCUACAAACCUAAGCGCAAAGCUGGAGCUACCAGCGGGGGUAGUAGUGGGGGCAAUGGGAUGCCCCGAGGUCGACGGCCACCACGCUGGAGGCAGAAGCUGGAACGGAGGAGCUGGGAGGAGACUCCAGCAGUGGAAGGCCCAGCAGGGCGUGCACGUGGUGAGCGGAGGCACCGCUGUGGGGACUGUGCCCAGGCUUUUGCCACCCUGAGGAAGCUUCGAAAACACCAGGAGGCUCACAGUGGGGGCUCCCACAGCUCCCGGGCUGGAAGGAGGCCUUCUACCCGCUUCACCUGUCCCCACUGUGCAAAGGUGUGCAAGACGGCAGCUGCCCUGAGCCGACAUGGGCAGAGGCAUGCUGCAGAGCGGCCUGGGGGCACCCCCACACCUGUCAUUGCCUAUUCCAAGGGCAGUGCUGGCACCAGGCCUGGGGAUGUGAAGGAGGAGGCCCCCCAAGAGAUGCAAGUGUCCUCAUCCAGUGGGGAGGCAGGUGGUGGGAGCACUGCUGCUGAGGAGGCUUCAGAGACUGCCUCACUCCAGGACCCUGUCAUCUCAGGGGGUGAGGAGCCCCCAGUAGCAGGGGGGGCCAGCUAUGUGUACCCACCUGUGCAGGAAUUUCCACUGGCCCUGAUAGGGAGUGGCCGGGAACCUGGCGGUGGCAGAGGAAAACCUGGGAGUGAGGGGCCAGCGGGGGCUUCAGAAGGGGACAGGAUGGAGGGGAUGGGGGCUGCCAAAGUCACCUUCUACCCUGAGCCCUAUCCACUUGUCUAUGGUCCCCAGCUCCUUGCUGCCUACCCUUACAACUUCAGCAACUUGGCUGCUCUCCCAGUUGCUCUCAACAUGGUCCUACCUGAUGAGAAGGGCGGGGGAACCCUUCCUUUCCUACCAGGGGUCUUCAGCUACGCAGUGAAUCCUCAAGCAGCACCUCCUACUCCUCCAACUCCACCUCCCCCAACUCUUCCUCCACCAGUUCCUCCUAAGGGAGAAGGGGAAAGGGUAGAGGUUGAGAGAACCCAGAAGGGAGAUGUAGGGUGAGUUUUAAAGCUAGACCCCCAUUUCACCAGAUGCCACCCUUCCUGAACCCCCCACCACUACCAGCUCCCUGGCCUCCCUGCCCCUUGGGAGCCCCAACACACUCUUGUGCAGGGACUUGGGGGACCCUGGAGCUCAGGGGUUGGGCUGCUUUGUGUAAGAUUGUAGUUUUCCCAUCUCCUGGGAAGGGAUCUUUGGUGGUUCCCCUCUCAAUCUUCCUCCAGGGAAUGGCCCCCAUGAGGGGCAGGGCCAGCUCCCAUCCCUUCUCCAGCCCUUGGGGCAACUGAGCAAUAUACUUAUUUGAAUCUCAUGGCCCCCACCAGCUCUGAAUGUCUACCCUGCUCCCCUGAUUUGUAAACCUAUGGGGAAACCAUCUCUCACCUCAUGAUCCCUGCUCACUCUGAAGCUUUCUCUAAGCCCUUCCCCAGAUGCUUCCUAGCACAUUCCAUUCUUUGUGGCCCAGGGCCUGGACCAGACCAUUGUGAUACCCAGCACACCUGCCAGGGAGCAUGGCUUUGGAUUCCGUUCUUCCCAAGGGUGGGUUUCUCUGUCCUUGUUUCCUUCACAUCAAGAUGCCAUGCCUUCCUUGGCUUCCAUGCCUUUGGAUCUUCCAUAUUUCUUCCUCUACUCCUAGAUUUUGGAGAUGGCCUUGCCCAAUCCAGGUUAAAAAAGAGGUUUGGGAGGGAGGGCAACCCCUGUGUUCCACAGCUAAGCACUUUUCCAGUCUAGGGCAGGGAAAUCUUGGCCCUUCCUUGACUCCCAAAUCCAGUGACACCCCCCCCCCAUCCUUCCAAGGCAAAAGAGGUGAAUAGAUCACACCUUUUCCUGACUUUAUAUGUGGUGUCUUCUGGGCUAAACCACAUUUGGGAGCCAGGAGGGAAGAGCUCCAUUUGGGAUGGAAAAGAGAAUCUACUUUCUCCCUGCUUCCCUCCCCCUCCAUGGUUUCUCCCAAACUAGACCAAAUAGCCAGAAAAAAUAUAGGGGUUGGAUAGGUGGGUAAGCCCAAGAUUUGCACAUGACCUUCCAUCCUUACCUUUACCUCCACCUUCCCCAAUGUCAUUCUCACCAAUCACUCCAGAUGGUUUUGGAGGGAACCGUCCUACUUUACUGGUGGGCUUUGGGGUAUCCCCACCAACUUGCCCUCCAAAAUAGCACCUUAUACCCCAUCUUUGACUCAGUUCCCCACACCCAAAGAUCCCAGCCAAGGGAUGGGGCACAGGGACCUUCAAUAGUCCCUAAUCCCUAAUUUGCACUAGUUAACCCUGGUCAGGGGUCCCUAUAUUUCCUUCCAGUGGGGAAGAUGAAGAAAUGUCUGCUCCUAGUUCUCUUUGAAAACAGGGCCUCCAUGCUCUGUGGUUGGAUGAACAUUUUCCAUUCCAGCCACCUCCCUCCAAGGGGAGAGCCAGUUUGGGGGAGCAAUUUGACAAAUGGGAAUUAGAGGAGUGCAGUUUAAAAGUGGGAAAGGUUGCUGUCAUCAAAAUGGCAGCUUUUCUCCCAGCUACUGUUUUUUGGGGCCAAGAUGGCUGCCCUCUUAGCAACUGCGGAGAGGGCAAGAUCAUGGCUUUUGGAGAGGUGAGUUUGAGGAGGUCCCUCCUACCGUCUCCUUCCCUCCCAGUGUAUAGGAAGGGGAAGUUUUUGACAGGCUCCCUGAAUGUUAACCACGGAGGAGUCACUCUAUUCCUCCUCUGUCUCUUUGCACUUUUCUUGGUCUUGGCCACAGCCUGAGUGAAGAAUUUCCUACUGAAUGUACCAAGUUCCAAUUUUUAAGGGUGGGGGGAGGGGUAGGUUUUCAAAUGGGGGAAAAAAACGCAAAAAAAUCACUACAAAUUCCCACAAGUCUUGUUUUCUGGCACUUUAGAAAAACUGCGAAAUAAUACAUAAUAAAGAAUACAUAUAUAUAUCUACACACAAAUUAUAUCUAUAUAUACAGCGGAACCACCAGAGAGACUGAGGAAGGCCUGGAGGCAGGGGACAGAUGUGUUGACAGUACCCCUAUAUACUUCACCUGCACUCCUCUGAGUAAAACAGGCACAGGAGAAUUGAAGGGGUUGAGGAUGGCAGGGAAUUUGAGUUUCAGAAUAGGUCAAAAUUCCAAAAGCAUGUACAUCUUGGGAAUUGAGAUUGUAGACAUUUAUUUUUUUUAAUAUGAUUAAGGAAAAUAGCUUCCAGAAUUUAGUGAUUCUGGGCAACAAGAUUGUGGCAAAGUGAAGACUAAAAUAUAUGUAUUUGAGCUGGGGAAUUUGAAUAUCGUGAAUUUCAGAUGUUGGAAAUUCGGGAUUUUGCCAUUUUGUCAUUUGAAAAUGAUCAUGUCUUGUAAGUUAGUGCCCUCUUUCCCCAUGUUCUCUGGGAAGAAGGGUGCUGGAGUGGGAAGGCCACUGGUUCUGUGCCACAGCACGCAAGAUUUAGAAUUACAGACUCUAGCUCUAUAUGUAGUGAGGACCCAGAUUUUAGAGAAACUGACCAAUAUUUAUCUCCGCAUUGUGUGUGUGUGUCCAACUCUCUAGGCCAAUAAACCAACAAGACAAAUGAACUGUGCUCCACA